This is a messenger RNA of Cutaneotrichosporon oleaginosum, 1786 nucleotides long. RefSeq lists its product as uncharacterized. The record is from RefSeq and is a predicted model, not a curated record. NCBI's taxonomy places the organism in Eukaryota, Fungi, Basidiomycota, Tremellomycetes, Trichosporonales, Trichosporonaceae. Gene Ontology annotation, molecular function: peptidyl-prolyl cis-trans isomerase activity; ubiquitin protein ligase activity. Gene Ontology annotation, cellular component: catalytic step 2 spliceosome. Gene Ontology annotation, biological process: protein peptidyl-prolyl isomerization; protein polyubiquitination; protein folding.
GCCUCCACCGCCGUCACCGUCGUCCACAGACACCAUGGGCAACAACUCGGACAAGAUCUACGUCACGUAUGCCGAGCAUGCUGCCGGUGGGCAUACGGCCUCGAGUGGCGGCAAGGCGGCAGAGAAGGGUCGCCAGGAGCUCAUGCGUCUACCCUUUGACUGCUGUGCGCUCUCGCUGCAGCCGUUUAAGAACCCCGUGGCUGUGAUUCAGGAGCAAAAGCCUGGCGAGGAGAGGCGUGCCGAUGUCUUUGAUCUGUUGAACAUCGUGCCCUACGUGCGCAAGUUCAAGACGAACCCGGUGACGGGCAAGCCCCUCGAGACCUCACAGCUGCUUAAGCUCAACUUCUUCAAGAACGCCGAGGGUAACUACCACGACCCGAUCACUUUCAAGGUCUUCUCGAACCACGUGCACAUCGUGUUCCUCAAGAACACUGGCAACGUCUUCGAUAUGGCCUCGCUCCAGCUUCUUGCUAUCAAGUCCAAGAUGUGGCGCGACUUGGUCAGCGACGAGCCUUUCACCCGCGAAGACAUCAUCACGAUACAGGACCCCGCGAACGUGAAGGCGCGCGACGCACGAGACUUUGACUACGUCAAGAACCAAAAGAAGGUGUCAGAAGAGGACAUGGCGGACCCGCUCAAGGGCAUUAAUGUCGACGCAGCUGGUGGCGCGAGCAAGGUGCUCAAGAUGCUGGCUCAGAAGACAAGGUCUGAAAACGCGUCUCCGUCGCCGGCGCCCGAGAAGGAAGCGAAGGAGGGCGUCGUCGCCAAACCUAGGAAAGAGGAACUUGCAUACAACGCUACCAACUUUUCCACUGGGCGUGCGGCCGCUUCGCUUACCAGCACAACACUCGGGCCGGAGGUCAAGAACGAGCGUGCGAUGUAUAAUGAGGAGGAGCUCAUGUUCGAAGAGCUGUCGAAGCCGACCAAGGACAAGGAACGACUGAAGUCACGGGCGUACGCCACGAUCAUGACAAACUUCGGCGGCCUCAAUGUUGAGCUGUACGGCGACCGCGCACCGAAAACGGUGUACAACUUUGUUCAGCUCGCCAAGCAGGGCUACUACGAUGAUGUCGUCUUCCACCGUCUCAUCCCGGGGUUUAUGAUACAAGGAGGAGAUCCAACGGGCACUGGGCGUGGCGGCAAGUCGUUCUGGGGUGAACCAUUCCGGGACGAGUUUGGCGAGAAGGGCGCGUUCAAGCACGACGCGCGCGGCGUGCUCUCCAUGGCGAACAGCGGGCCGAACACGAACGGCUCCCAGUUCUUCAUUACGUUCCGGGAGACGCCGCACCUGAACAACAAACACACGGUGUUCGGCAAGCUCGUGGGCGGCUUGGACGUGCUGGGUGCCCUCGAGCGCAUCCCGGUCCGGCCGGGCGGCGACACGCCGACCAAGACGAUCAAGAUCACGGGCGUGCAGGUCCUCCAGGACCCGUUUGCCGAGUACCAGGCCAAGUUGGCGGCGAAGCUGGCGCGGUCGGACCAGAGCGCCGAGGCGCAGGCGAAGCGCGCAGCGGCAAGAGAGAAGCGCGAGAAGGACCGCACGACGUGGCUCGGGACGGACCUCGGCGCCAAGGGCGAGAGCAGGGAGGCGAAGGAGGCGCGUAAGCGCAAGCUCGAGGACGAUGGGGUGGGCAAGUAUAUCGCGCAGGCGAAGAGCAAGACGCCGAAGGUUGCGCCAGUCGAGUUUGAGGUAGAGAAGAAGAAGCGCAAGCCAGGAGGCUUCGGCGACUUUUCUGGGUGGUAGCGCUGUAUCAGUGUAGAGUAUGCGACAACGUGUUUUACUAAG